This is a messenger RNA of Homo sapiens (human), 1185 nucleotides long. RefSeq names its product keratin associated protein 5-8 (gene KRTAP5-8). The transcript has a single exon. NCBI's taxonomy places the organism in Eukaryota, Metazoa, Chordata, Mammalia, Primates, Hominidae. Bases 32 to 595 code for a protein of 187 amino acids. The record is from RefSeq and is marked validated.
CUACCUGCUCCACCCUCAACCCACCAGAACCAUGGGCUGCUGUGGCUGCUCUGGAGGCUGUGGCUCCGGCUGUGGGGGCUGCGGCUCUGGCUGUGGGGGAUGUGGCUCUAGCUGCUGUGUGCCCAUCUGCUGCUGCAAGCCCGUGUGCUGCUGUGUGCCAGCCUGUUCCUGCUCCAGCUGUGGCUCCUGUGGGGGCUCCAAGGGGGGCCGUGGCUCCUGUGGGGGCUCCAAGGGGGACUGUGGCUCCUGUGGGGGCUCCAAGGGAGGCUGUGGUUCUUGUGGCUGCUCCCAGUGCAGCUGCUAUAAGCCCUGCUGUUGCUCCUCAGGCUGUGGGUCAUCCUGCUGCCAGUCCAGCUGCUGCAAACCCUGCUGUUCCCAGUCCAGCUGUUGUAAGCCCUGCAGCUGCUCUUCAGGCUGUGGGUCAUCCUGCUGCCAGUCCAGCUGCUGCAAGCCCUGCUGUUCCCAGUCCAGCUGCUGUAAGCCCUGCUGCUGCUCUUCAGGCUGUGGGUCAUCCUGCUGCCAGUCCAGCUGCUGCAAGCCCUGCUGUUCCCAGUCCAGCUGCUGUGUCCCAAUUUGCUGCCAGUGCAAGAUCUGAGGCUCUGCCUACAAAUCUCAGCUGGUCCCACAGAUCUGGGCUCUCCAGGAAUGACUGUAGCUGUGUCCUGAAUUCCUGAAGCACAUCUCUGAGUCUGUCCUCCUCUGGACUAAGGCAGCCUAGCGUCCAGGGCUCAGUACUCAGCUGCUCAGCCUCUGAGGUCAUGAGGGCUUCUGGCAUGCUGGGUGCUGCCCAUCAACCCUCCCAGAAUCCCCUCUUCCUUUCCUGACCUCAUCACUUCAACCUUCUCAGGGCUUCAAGAUCCCACAUCCCUGGGCCCCUCCUGUGAGCCUGCUGGAAACACACUGAAACUGGAAUCCUCCGACCUGCUGCCGCCUCUCCCCGGUCCCUGCAACCUCCUGGCUCCUCCACCCUUCAUCUUCAUCCUGCCUGAGCUGCCACAGCUCCGAUUGUUUUUGGAGUUGACCUAGAGGACUCAGAAUUAUUAGAGACCCCAGGAUCCUCUCCUGAGGAGGAGGGGCGCCCAGUCUCCUCUUCUACCUCUGACCUGGCCUUGUUUCUUUCCCCAGGGCUUCGCCUUGUAAGUGCCUAGGCUGAAUCUUCUAAAUAAAUACGAUCCACACCUCCCA